Pygocentrus nattereri (red-bellied piranha) is the source of this 555-nucleotide messenger RNA. Its product is annotated as otospiralin-like. The record is from RefSeq and is a predicted model, not a curated record. The transcript has 4 exons. Gene Ontology annotation, biological process: sensory perception of sound. Bases 62 to 382 code for a protein of 106 amino acids. Lineage: Eukaryota; Metazoa; Chordata; Actinopteri; Characiformes; Serrasalmidae.
AUUUGAUCAACAUCUGAUUCAACUACAUCUGUGAACACCUUCAGGCAAGCAGAGUUGCAGUAUGCAUCAGCAAUAUGUUUCAGUGUUACUCUGCACCUUGAUUUUGGCUUCCCUCUCCAUAACAGGAGCUGAGAGUGAAGAGAGGUCUUUUAGUGUGGAUGAAGAUGACAAGGGGAAUGAGGAGAAGCACAUCAUGCCGUACUGGAACAUGUGGUCUUCAGAUUUCUAUGGCUGGAUGGAGGAGUUAAGAGCUCAGGCAGCAUAUGACACCUUACUGGACUUGGCAAGAACCUACUGGGCUCACUUUCCCAUCGCCAGCUAUUUAGGUUAUGACUCCAUCCCUAAUGAAAAUGACCAAACAGAAAAGGAGACAAACAACUAACAAUGCCUGGCAAUGUGUUCUCUCACUAGAUCCCAUUGGUGUUAUUAUACCUUAAAGCGUCUUGACAUUGGUCAGUUUGGACCACUUCUAUUUGUUCAUUGUUCAUGAUUAAAUUUGCCAUUCUCAAUGAAACUGUAAUGGUUAGUUUGAAUUUUGAAUCAUAAUCAUGGUGU